AUGUCGAGUUCUGCCUCUGGCGACUCAGGCGGUGGCCGUUCGAUGGAGUCACGAGUGGGUAGAACCAAGCAACGCUACAACACCAAGGGUGAACGACUCGUCGCUGGCAUUGUGCCUCUUACCUCCGAUCAAAAUUAUGUGCUUUUAAUCCAAUCUACACGACGAAAAGGUUGGGUUUUGCCCAAGGGCGGCUGGGAGUCGGACGAGACUUGCCAAGAGGCUGCCGAACGAGAGGCUUGGGAAGAAGCUGGCAUCACUGUGCAAAUAAGUUACGACCUUGGCGACAUUGAUGAAAAGCGUGCACCAAAAUCGUCAAAAGAUCGGUCAAGAUACCACUUCUUCGAGGGCACAGUGACCGGCGAGUUUGACGAUUGGCCCGAAUCCCAUAAACGAGAACGCCAGUGGUUCACGUUUACGCAAGCGUGGGAGGCAUUGUCGACGAGACCAGAGCUUCAGGAAGCACUGCAGCGGUCAACUGUGAACCGUCUAUAA
Molecule: messenger RNA, 492 nt
Organism: Fusarium venenatum
Lineage: Eukaryota; Fungi; Ascomycota; Sordariomycetes; Hypocreales; Nectriaceae
Product: NUDIX hydrolase domain-like protein
Biological process (GO): diadenosine pentaphosphate catabolic process; adenosine 5'-(hexahydrogen pentaphosphate) catabolic process; diadenosine hexaphosphate catabolic process
Cellular component (GO): nucleus; cytoplasm
Molecular function (GO): endopolyphosphatase activity; bis(5'-adenosyl)-pentaphosphatase activity; bis(5'-adenosyl)-hexaphosphatase activity
Source: RefSeq, a predicted model, not a curated record